Humulus lupulus (European hop) is the source of this 2092-nucleotide messenger RNA. RefSeq names its product T-complex protein 1 subunit gamma. Gene Ontology annotation, cellular component: chaperonin-containing T-complex. NCBI's taxonomy places the organism in Eukaryota, Viridiplantae, Streptophyta, Magnoliopsida, Rosales, Cannabaceae. Gene Ontology annotation, molecular function: ATP-dependent protein folding chaperone; ATP binding; ATP hydrolysis activity. The coding region runs from base 190 to 1860 and encodes 556 amino acids. Gene Ontology annotation, biological process: protein folding. The transcript is spliced from 14 exons. The record is from RefSeq and is a predicted model, not a curated record.
AUGUUAUUAGUUUCAGUUUUUAAUUGGAGAAUGUUAAACCCUACCGAAAAUACGAACCCUAAAAACUAAAUCUUUGUCUCUCUCAUUGUUCACUCCACUCAACUCUGCACAACUCCCAUCCCCAUUCUCGCGUUAACGUCUCACUCUCUCGGUUUCAUUUGCAUUUGAGACCAAAUCUCAGACCUAAAAAUGCACGCACCAGUAGUUGUUCUAAAGGAUUCUCUCAAGAGAGAAUCUGGAAGCAAAGUGCAACAUGCCAACAUCCAAGCUUCCAAGGCCGUUGCUGACAUAAUACGUACAACUUUGGGUCCCAGAUCCAUGUUGAAAAUGCUGCUAGAUGCUGCUGGAGGCAUCGUGGUGACUAACGAUGGAAAUGCCAUUCUUCGUGAAUUAGACCUUGCUCACCCAGCUGCAAAGUCAAUGAUUGAACUAAGUCGUACACAAGACGAAGAAGUAGGGGACGGAACAACAUCUGUGAUUGUUCUUGCUGGUGAAAUGCUCCAUGUUGCAGAAGCAUUUAUUGACAAACAUUUUCAUCCUACGGUAAUCUGCAGAGCUUACAAUAAAGCUCUAGAGGAUGCUAUUGAUGUGCUUGACAAAAUAGCUAUGCCCAUUGACACACAGGAUCGUGCAACAAUGUUGGGGCUGGUUAAGAGCUGUAUAGGUACAAAAUUCACUAGCCAAUUUGGAGAUCUGAUUGCUGAUUUGGCAAUUGAUGCUACCACAACUGUGGGUGUUGAUCUUGGCCAAGGGCUGAGGGAAGUAGAUAUCAAGAAGUACAUUAAGAUUGAGAAGAUACCUGGUGGGCAGUUGGAAGAUUCCAAAGUUCUUAGGGGGGUUAUGUUCAACAAAGAUGUUGUUGCCCCUGGAAAAAUGAGGAGAAAGAUCAUUAACCCUCGCAUCAUACUCCUUGAUUCUCCCCUUGAAUACAAAAAAGGAGAGAACCAAACAAAUGCUGAACUAGUCAAUGAAGAAGAUUGGGGAGUCCUGUUGAAGAUGGAAGAGGAAUACAUUGAGAACCUUUGUGCACAGAUAAUUAAGUUCAAACCAGACUUAGUAAUCACAGAGAAGGGCCUUAGUGACUUGGCAUGUCAUUAUCUUAGCAAAGCUGGUAUCAGUGCAAUUAGGAGGUUGAGGAAGACAGACAAUAAUAGAAUAGCCAAGGCCUGUGGUGCUGUCAUUGUCAACAGAGUUGAUGAACUACAAGAGUCUGAUGUUGGUACCGGAGCUGGGUUGUUCGAGGUUAAGAAGAUAGGGGAUGAGUUUUUUGCUUCUAUUAUUGAUUGCAAAGAUCCAAAAGCUUGUACUGUUCUAUUAAGAGGUGCCAGUAAGGAUCUUUUAAAUGAAGUUGAAAGAAACCUACAGGAUGCCAUGUCUGUAGCAAGGAAUAUAAUCAAAAACCCAAAGCUUGUACCCGGAGGUGGUGCUACAGAGUUAACUGUAUCUGCUACCUUAAAGCAAAAAAGUUCCUCUAUUGAAGGCAUUGAAAAGUGGCCAUAUGAAGCUGCCGCCAUAGCUUUUGAGGCUAUACCACGAACUUUGGCACAAAAUUGUGGUGUCAAUGUGAUUAGGACCAUGACUGCACUGCAAGGAAAGCAUGCAAAUGGUGAAAAUGCAUGGAUCGGCAUAGAUGGAAACAGUGGUGCCAUCACUGACGUGAAAGAGCAGAAGAUCUGGGAUGCCUACAACGUGAAGGCACAGACCUUUAAGACUGCCAUAGAAGCAGCCUGCAUGCUUCUGAGAAUAGACGAUAUUGUGAGUGGGAUUAAAAAGAAGCAGGCCCCUGGAGCAGGUGGAGCUCCCAAACCUCAGAUUGAAACAGAAGGAGAUGCUGAUGGUGAACAAAUUCUUCCCGACUGAAGAUGUUGAGAGUUGAAUUGACACAUCUUUUGUUUUGUGUUUCUAAUCCUAGAAAAAAUGCCUGAUGGUUUAAUUAGCUUUACAUGGGUUUUGUUUGUGGAGCUUUCAUUGAGCCAGAAUUUUGGUCCUUCCGAAUGCGUUUGCUGUUGGGAUAUUAUAUGUAAUCUAGAGAAUGAACUUGAGUUUUUAUUUUUUGUUUGAAUGGAAUUUUCAAAUUAUGAUUUCUUCAUUA